Molecule: messenger RNA, 1002 nt
Organism: Paramecium tetraurelia
Lineage: Eukaryota; Ciliophora; Oligohymenophorea; Peniculida; Parameciidae
Exons: 2
Source: RefSeq, a predicted model, not a curated record
AUGCAAAAAAGAAUCUUAAACCAUCUCCUACAAGAUAAUAGAUAAAUGAAAAAAUUACAUACUUAUCGAUAAUCUUAGUAAACUGAUACUUUUCCAAUUUUAAUAAGAAAUAAAAGUUGUGAAUGUUUAGAGUGUGGAGGAGGAAUCAUUAAAUAAUUGGAGGAGUAUCAAUAAGGCUAAGUAAUUGAGUCAAAGCUUGUACCUAAGUUAAUCGCUCAACACGAAAAAAUUAAGUAGAGCUAUAUUUCAUAAUCACAUGAAUUAAAAAUAACAAAAAAUUUACUAUAUUUAAUUACACCAAAGAAAACAGUGCAAAAUAUUAGCAUAACAGAAUAGCCAUUAAUUAGUCCUACAUUAGAAUAACCUAAAAGGGACAUUCAGAAGCUGCAUAGACUUAUUGAAAAAUAUGACGGCAAGGUUGAAUCAAAUGUGUAAUAAAUUUGUAAAACCAUGCCAGAUGCUGUGCCCAUUCCAAAACAAAGAGUUUAAAUUUAAAGAUAGAAAACUAAACAAUACUCUUUCAUAAGGCUCUUACCUUUAGAGGAUGAUGCGGAAUACUAAAAUAUUAAUUACGCAAAUUCUUCAAAUUCUUAAUAAAGAACUCCACUUAGGGCUCAGGUUUAUAAAGAAUUAAAAGGGAGCACUCUUUUAUAAUAGUUGUAAACUCCUAUGUUUCAAAAGUCCAAGUUUAACAAAAAUCAAAUUAUAGAUUUUGAAGAUGGCAUGAGAAAAGCGAUGGAGAAAAUCAAAGAAAUGGAUGAAGUAUCAAAUGCUAGCAAAAUGAUAAGCACAUAAAUAAAUGAUGAAAAUAAGACUAAAAGCAGAGGAUCAUUAUUGUUAAAGUCCUUUUUAGAUUGUACAAGGUAAAUAGAUAGGGACCCAAAGAUCAUUCGAUAGUUAGAUGUAUUUCUAAGGCCUGUAUCAAGACAAUAGAGGCAAAAUCAAUAAUCGAGAACAUUUUCAUAUCAAAAUGUGUAUUUACCAAAAGUAAAUAAAAAAUGA